GCGAGGCGGGGAAGCGGGGAAGAAGCCGGAGCCGGAGCGGCGGGCUCGGGCCUGCGCGCGGGAGGCGCCGCCAUGGCCAAGUCGGGCGGCAACGGGGCGCUGACCUGGGUGAACAAUGCUGCAAAAAAAGAAGAAUUAGAAACAGUUAACAAAAAUGAUGCUUCAAAGAAGUUGUCUGUGGAGAGAGUGUACCAGAAGAAGACGCAGCUUGAGCACAUUCUCCUCCGCCCUGAUACCUACAUCGGAUCUGUGGAACCAUUGACACAAUUAAUGUGGGUGUAUGAUGAAGAUGUAGGAAUGAACUGCAGAGAGGUUACCUUCGUUCCAGGGUUAUACAAGAUCUUUGAUGAAAUUCUAGUCAACGCUGCUGACAACAAGCAGAGGGAUAAGAACAUGACCUGCAUCAAGGUGUCCAUUGACCCGGAAUCAAACAUCAUCAGUAUUUGGAAUAAUGGGAAAGGCAUCCCAGUAGUGGAGCACAAAGUAGAGAAGGUUUAUGUUCCUGCUUUGAUUUUUGGUCAGCUUUUAACAUCCAGCAACUAUGACGAUGAUGAGAAAAAAGUUACAGGUGGCCGCAAUGGUUAUGGUGCAAAACUUUGUAAUAUUUUCAGUACAAAGUUUACAGUAGAAACGGCUUGUAAAGAAUACAAACAUAGUUUUAAACAGACAUGGAUGAAUAAUAUGAUGAAGACUUCUGAAGCCAAAAUUAAACAUUUUGAUGGUGAAGAUUACACUUGCAUAACAUUCCAACCAGAUCUGGCCAAGUUUAAAAUGGAAAAACUUGACAAGGAUAUUGUGGCCCUCAUGACCAGAAGAGCAUAUGAUUUGGCUGGCUCAUGUAAAGGGGUCAAGGUCAUGUUUAAUGGAAAGAAGCUACCUGUAAAUGGAUUUCGCAGUUAUGUUGACCUUUAUGUGAAAGACAAAUUGGAUGAAACUGGGGUAGCCCUGAAAGUUAUUCAUGAACUUGCAAAUGAAAGAUGGGAUGUGUGUCUCACACUAAGUGAAAAAGGAUUCCAGCAAAUCAGCUUUGUAAAUAGUAUUGCUACUACAAAAGGUGGACGCCAUGUUGAUUAUGUAGUAGAUCAGGUUGUUGGUAAGCUGAUUGAAGUUGUUAAGAAAAAGAACAAGGCUGGAGUUUCAGUGAAGCCAUUUCAAGUAAAAAACCAUAUAUGGGUUUUUAUUAAUUGUCUGAUUGAAAACCCAACUUUCGAUUCUCAGACUAAGGAAAACAUGACUCUGCAGCCCAAAAGUUUUGGGUCCAAAUGCCAGCUGUCAGAAAAAUUUUUUAAAGCAGCCUCUAAUUGUGGCAUUGUAGAAAGCAUACUGAACUGGGUGAAAUUUAAAGCCCAGACUCAGCUGAAUAAGAAGUGUUCAUCAGUGAAGUACAGCAAAAUCAAAGGCAUCCCCAAGCUGGACGAUGCGAAUGAUGCUGGUGGCAAGCACUCCCUGGAGUGCACACUAAUAUUAACAGAAGGAGACUCUGCCAAGUCACUAGCUGUGUCUGGAUUGGGUGUGAUUGGAAGAGAUAGAUAUGGUGUCUUUCCGCUCAGGGGUAAAAUUCUUAAUGUACGAGAAGCUUCUCAUAAACAGAUCAUGGAAAAUGCAGAAAUAAACAAUAUCAUUAAAAUAGUUGGUUUGCAAUACAAGAAAAGUUAUGAUGACGCAGAGUCUCUGAAAACCUUACGUUAUGGGAAGAUUAUGAUCAUGACUGAUCAGGAUCAAGAUGGCUCUCACAUCAAAGGCCUACUCAUUAACUUUAUUCAUCACAAUUGGCCAUCACUUUUAAAACAUGGUUUUCUUGAAGAGUUCAUUACUCCCAUUGUAAAGGCAAGCAAAAAUAAGCAAGAAUUAUCCUUCUAUAGUAUUCCUGAGUUUGAUGAAUGGAAAAAACACAUUGAAAACCAGAAAGCCUGGAAAAUAAAGUACUACAAAGGAUUGGGUACCAGCACAGCCAAAGAAGCAAAGGAGUAUUUUGCUGAUAUGGAAAGACAUCGUAUUCUAUUUAGAUAUGCUGGGCCUGAAGAUGAUGCUGCCAUUACCUUGGCAUUUAGUAAGAAGAAAAUUGAUGACAGGAAGGAGUGGCUGACAAACUUUAUGGAAGACCGGAGACAGCGCAGGCUACAUGGCCUGCCAGAGCAAUUUCUAUAUGGCACAGCGACAAAGCACUUGACUUACAAUGACUUCAUCAACAAGGAGUUGAUUCUCUUUUCAAACUCCGACAAUGAGAGAUCUAUACCAUCUCUUGUUGAUGGCUUUAAACCAGGCCAGAGAAAAGUUUUGUUUACCUGUUUCAAGAGAAAUGAUAAACGUGAAGUAAAAGUUGCCCAGCUGGCUGGAUCUGUUGCUGAAAUGUCUGCUUACCAUCAUGGAGAGCAAGCAUUGAUGAUGACUAUUGUGAACCUGGCUCAAAACUUUGUGGGAAGUAAUAACAUUAAUUUGCUUCAGCCCAUUGGUCAGUUUGGAACUCGUCUCCAUGGUGGCAAGGAUGCUGCAAGCCCUCGUUACAUUUUCACAAUGUUGAGUUCUUUAGCAAGACUCCUUUUUCCAGCUGUGGAUGACAACUUGCUUAAGUUUCUUUAUGAUGAUAAUCAACGUGUAGAGCCCGAGUGGUAUAUUCCCAUAAUCCCUAUGGUUUUAAUAAAUGGUGCUGAGGGCAUUGGGACUGGAUGGGCUUGUAAACUCCCCAACUAUGAUGCUAGGGAAAUCGUGAACAAUGUCCGACGGAUGCUGGAAGGAUUGGAUCCUCAUCCCAUGCUCCCAAACUAUAAGAACUUCAAAGGCACCAUCCAGGAACUCGGUCAAAACCAGUAUGCAGUCAGUGGUGAAAUAUUUGUGGUUGAUAGAAACACGGUAGAAAUCACAGAGCUUCCGGUUAGAACCUGGACACAGGUGUACAAGGAGCAGGUUUUAGAACCUAUGCUCAAUGGAACAGAUAAAACACCAGCAUUAAUUUCUGAUUACAAAGAAUAUCAUACUGAUACAACUGUGAAGUUUGUGGUGAAAAUGACAGAAGAGAAACUAGCACAAGCAGAAGCUGCUGGAUUACAUAAAGUUUUUAAACUUCAGACUACUCUUACUUGCAAUUCUAUGGUACUCUUUGAUCAUAUGGGAUGUCUGAAGAAGUAUGAAACUGUGCAAGACAUUCUGAAAGAAUUCUUUGAUUUACGGUUAAGUUAUUAUGGUUUACGGAAGGAGUGGCUUGUAGGAAUGUUGGGAGCAGAAUCUACGAAGCUUAAUAACCAAGCCCGCUUCAUCUUAGAGAAGAUACAAGGGAAAAUUACUAUAGAGAAUAGGUCAAAGAAAGAUUUGAUUCAAAUGUUAGUCCAGAGAGGUUAUGAAUCUGACCCAGUGAAAGCGUGGAAAGAAGCACAAGAAAAGGCAGCAGAAGAGGAAGAAACACAAAACCAGCAUGAUGAUAGUUCCUCUGAUUCAGGAACUCCUUCAGGCCCUGACUUUAAUUAUAUUUUAAAUAUGUCUCUAUGGUCUCUUACUAAAGAAAAAGUUGAAGAACUCAUUAAACAGAGAGAUACAAAAGGACGAGAGGUCAAUGAUCUUAAAAGAAAAUCUCCUUCAGAUCUUUGGAAAGAAGAUUUAGCAGCAUUUGUGGAAGAACUGGAUAAAGUGGAAGCACAAGAACGGGAAGACGUGCUGGCGGGAAUGUCAGGAAAAGCAGUGAAAGGCAAAGUGGGCAAGCCCAAGGUGAAGAAGCUGCAGCUGGAGGAGACGAUGCCCUCCCCCUACGGGAGAAGGGUGGUUCCUGAGAUCGCUGCCAUGAAGGCAGAUGCCAGCAAAAAGCUGCUGAAGAAGAAGAAGGGUGAUCUUGACACCACAGCAGUGAAAGUGGAAUUUGAUGAAGAAUUCAGUACAGCACCAGUGGAAGGCACAGGAGAAGAUGCAUUGACCCCAUCAACUCCUGUCAACAAAACUCCUAAACCCAAAAGGGAGAGAAAGGAGCCUGGCACCAGGGUCAGGAAAACCCCCACGUCAUCUGGUAAACCAGGUGCAAAGAAAGUGAAGAAACGGAAUCCUUGGUCUGAUGAUGAGUCCAAGUCGGAGAGUGAUCUGGAAGAGACAGAACCUGUGGUUAUUCCAAGAGAUUCUUUGCUUAGGAGAGCAGCUGCGGAAAGACCUAAGUACACCUUUGAUUUCUCAGAAGAGGAGGAUGAUGAUGCUGAUGAUGAUGAUGACAAUAAUGAUUUGGAAGAGCUAAAAGUCAAAGCAUCUCCCCUGACAAAUGAUGGGGAGGAUGAGUUUGUCCCUUCAGAUGGCUUGGAGAAAGAUGAGUAUACCUUCUCUCCAGGCAAAUCAAAACCUGCUCCAGAAAAAUCUUCACAUGAGAAAAAAAGUCAGGAUUUUGGGAAUCUCUUCUCAUUUCCUUCACAUUCUCAGAAGUCAGAAGAUGAUUCCGCUAAAUUUGACAGUAAUGAAGAAGAUACCGCUUCUGUGUUUUCUCCAUCGUUUGGUCUGAAGCAAACAGAUAAAGUUCCAAGUAAAACAGUAGCAGCUAAAAAGGGUAAACCUCCUUCAGAUGCAGCUCCUAAAGUCAAGAGAACUCCCAAACAGAAGAAGGUAGUUGUAGAGACUGUGAACUCUGACUCAGAUUCUGAAUUCGGCAUUCCAAAGAAACCCCCAGCACCAAAAGGUAAAGGCCGUGGGGCAAAGAAAAGGAGAGCAUCUGGCUCUGAGAAUGAAGGUGACUACAACCCUGGCAGGAGGACAUCCAAAGCACCCAGCAAGAAACUGAAGAAAACGUCUUUCGAUCAGGAUUCAGAUGUAGACAUCUUCCCCUCAGACUUCACCUCUGAGCCACCGUCACUGCCACGCACUGGCCGCGCUCGGAAAGAAGUCAAGUACUUUGCAGAGUCUGAUGAGGAGGAGGAGGAAGAUGUUGACUUUACGAUGUUUAAUUAAGUGCCCAGAGCACAGACAUUCUCCAGCAAGUCCCCUGCGUUGUCCUUUUGUCUUUUCUGUCUCAGACUUUUGUACAUCUGGCUUACUUUAAUGUGAUGAUGUAUUUGAUGGUUUUUUAUUAUUGUGGUAGGCCUUUUAACAUUUUGUUCUUACACAUACAGUUUUAUGCUCUUUUUUACUCAUUGAAAUGUCAUGUACUGUCCGAUUGGCUUGUAGAAUUGUUUUAGACUGCGUGCAUUAGCACAGAUUUUAAUUGUCAUGAUUGCAGACUACAGACCUGCUUUUUGAAAUGAAAUUUAAACAUUAAAAAUGAAACUGUG
Jaculus jaculus (lesser Egyptian jerboa) is the source of this 5231-nucleotide messenger RNA. RefSeq names its product DNA topoisomerase II beta (gene Top2b). Gene Ontology annotation, cellular component: nucleus. Lineage: Eukaryota; Metazoa; Chordata; Mammalia; Rodentia; Dipodidae. Gene Ontology annotation, biological process: DNA topological change; sister chromatid segregation; resolution of meiotic recombination intermediates. The transcript is spliced from 36 exons. The coding region runs from base 73 to 4911 and encodes 1612 amino acids. The record is from RefSeq and is a predicted model, not a curated record. Gene Ontology annotation, molecular function: DNA binding; DNA topoisomerase type II (double strand cut, ATP-hydrolyzing) activity; ATP binding.